Molecule: messenger RNA, 1449 nt
Organism: Pectinophora gossypiella (pink bollworm)
Lineage: Eukaryota; Metazoa; Arthropoda; Insecta; Lepidoptera; Gelechiidae
Gene: Faa
Product: fumarylacetoacetase
Exons: 9
Coding region: 160-1431 (423 amino acids)
Biological process (GO): L-phenylalanine catabolic process; homogentisate catabolic process; L-tyrosine catabolic process
Molecular function (GO): fumarylacetoacetase activity
Source: RefSeq, a predicted model, not a curated record
ACGGAAUCCAGUAAGUGACCGAGCGUCCACCGUACCGGCCGGCUAGAACCGGCAUAUUCACUUAAUUUCCAUUUUAUUUACAUACCAACUUCUAACCAACUCGCUCUUCCUACAAAACUGUCAGUAAAACCAUAGCUUGUGUAGGUUACGCACGUCAAAAUGCCUUCUUUCAUAGAAUAUUCUGCUGAAACAGACUUCCCAAUCCAAAAUCUACCGUACGGCGUCUUCACAUCGGCCAAAAAUGAACAUAAACACAUAGGUGUAGCUAUAGGAGAUUGGAUUUUAGAUCUGAAUGUGAUAUCACAUUUAUUCAACGGACCACUGUUGAAAGACAAACAACAUGUUUUUAAGGAGCAAACACUCAAUGCGUUCAUGGGUCUUACACGGCCACAUUGGCUGGAAGCCAGGUUGACCCUGCAAAGCCUGUUGGAUGUCUCCAACCCUACUCUACAGAAUGAUAGUACGCUAAGAGAGAAGGCAUUCAUAAAACAAAGAGAGGCACAAAUGCACCUGCCGGCCGAUAUCGGCGACUACACCGACUUCUACUCGUCAAUCCACCACGCUACGAAUGUAGGCAUCAUGUUCCGCAGCAAAGAAAAUGCUCUAAUGCCCAACUGGAAACAUCUGCCAGUCGGCUACCACGGGCGAUCCAGUUCAAUAGUGAUAUCCGGGACGCCCAUCACCAGACCAUUCGGACAAACGUUGCCCGUAGAAGGGGCGGACCCUCACUUCGGUCCUUGCCGCUUGAUGGACUUCGAGCUGGAGGUGGCAUGCUUCGUGGGCGGGCCGCCGACUCAGUUGGGCGAGCGCGUCACGGCGCGACAUGCAGAGGAGCACAUCUUCGGGUUUGUGCUCAUGAACGACUGGAGCGCCCGAGACAUCCAGAAGUGGGAAUAUGUGCCGCUCGGCCCGUUCACGGCUAAGAACUUGGGAACCAGCAUCUCCCCCUGGGUGGUGACAGUCGAAGCUCUGACUCCUUACAUUGUAGACAACUAUCCUCAAGAGCCCCCGCCAUUUGAUUACCUCCGGCAUGCCAACAACUUCAACUUCGACAUCAAACUUGAAGUCGAUAUUACGACAUCGAAGUCUCCAGUGCCAUCGACGGUCUGCCGCUCCAACUACCGGUUCCUGUACUGGACUGUCAAGCAGCAGCUAGCUCAGCAGACCAUCACCGGGUGCAACCUGCGGCCCGGAGACUUGCUGGGUUCCGGGACUAUUAGUGGCGAUACGUCAGACUCCUUCGGCAGCAUGUUGGAGUUAUCGUGGAAGGGCACGAAGCCUCUUCGCCUGAAGAACGGAGAAGAACGGAAGUUCCUCGCGGACGGAGAUACAGUCAUACUUCGUGGCUACUGCGUCAACGAGAGUGGCAGAAUAGGCUUCGGCACUUGCGAAGGAAAGCUUUUGCCUGCUGUGCCUUUUGAAGAUAAAUAAAGAAAUAUUUGUUGAAUA